AAUUUUGGUCCUCAUGUUUACACACAAUCCUCACCCACCUAGCAAGUAUUAUUCAUUACCACCGAGUACCAACCCAACCAAAAAACCAUUGUGGUCAAAACAAUACAAAGAACCACAUGAAAGCGGCUCCACCCAGAAACCAUCGAAGCUCAAACCUAAUUCUGAGCACCUUUCUGAAUAGGAAAAAGGAUGGAUAAUUUCUAAACAGAGAAAAAGAAGAUCUUGCAGUGUUUUCAAAUGGAGGAUUUCAGAUCUAAGUCUUAUGGUGAUGGAAGGAUGCAAAUGGAGAGCUAUAACUACAAUGGACCCAACUCAAACCCUACCAGGUUACAAAAUCAUAGGAGUUACAGUGCUUCAUAUGCAUCAUCUUAUGCACAACCAAGCACUACCAAGAUGGACAUGAUUAAAGAGGUGAAGUUCAAGAAGGGCAAGCCUGCAAAUGGGUCAACUUCGAAGAGUUGGAGCUUCAAUGAUCCAGAGUUGCAGAGGAAGAAAAGGGUUGCUGGCUAUAAGGUCUACACUGUUGAAGGGAAGGUCAAGGGGUCUAUAAGGAAGAGCUUUAGGUGGCUCAAGGAGAGGUACACCCAGGUGGUCUAUGGUUGGAGGUGAUUGUGGUUUGGUAUUUUUUUUAUCAUUGCCACCUUGUUCUUGUUGUUAACCUUCUUGUCUUGUUCUUGGUUGUGUAUGUUAUGUACUGUAUAUUCAUCUUAAAUUGACAUUAAUAUUCGGAUUAAUCUGGGUUCCGUAAAUUGGUCGUAUAAAUUAUUGACUGUUGAUGAAUUGCUUUGCUCUGAAUUUAAUCAGAGAUAUUUAUUUUGAUUCUACCUAAGCUUUUGUUUUUUGGUUUUGGGAUUUUUGCAUUUGAUUUGCUUAAAAAUAUGUAGUAUUUGAAGAUUUACUUGAAU
Ilex paraguariensis (yerba mate) is the source of this 905-nucleotide messenger RNA. NCBI's taxonomy places the organism in Eukaryota, Viridiplantae, Streptophyta, Magnoliopsida, Aquifoliales, Aquifoliaceae. The record is from the annotation of a GenBank genome assembly.